Molecule: messenger RNA, 1814 nt
Organism: Rhagoletis pomonella (apple maggot)
Lineage: Eukaryota; Metazoa; Arthropoda; Insecta; Diptera; Tephritidae
Product: nucleoporin seh1-like
Exons: 5
Coding region: 78-1151 (357 amino acids)
Biological process (GO): cellular response to amino acid starvation; positive regulation of TORC1 signaling
Cellular component (GO): nuclear pore outer ring; Seh1-associated complex
Molecular function (GO): structural molecule activity; protein binding
Source: RefSeq, a predicted model, not a curated record
CCUUGUAACUAUUUUACUAAUAAUUUUUGUUGACCGGUCGAGCUUUUAGAGUGCAUAAUUUUGUCAAAGUUUGUGAAAUGUUUGAAGUAGAAUUGAUAUCUGCAGACCACAAGGAUGUUAUUCACGAUGUAGCUUUUGAUUAUUAUGGACGCCGAAUGGCGACCUGUUCCAGUGACCAAACUGUGAAGGUCUGGGAUGAGGAUGAUAAAGGCAAUUGGACAGAAUCAAGCAACUGGAAAGCACAUGCUGGCUCGAUUUGGCGCAUAUCGUGGGCGCAUCCAGAGUUCGGUCAAGUUAUUGUCACAUGCUCAUUUGACCGCACGGCAUCUGUUUGGGAAGAAGUUGUUGGUGAGAAAGUUGCUUCUUUAAUGACACCCGCUCGCCGUUGGGUGCGACGAAUGACUCUUGCUGACUCUCGUACUAGUGUCACUGAUGUCAAAUUUGCGCCAAAGUACUUAGGCCUUUUGUUAGCUACUGCAUCGGCCGACGGCAUAAUUCGUAUUUAUGAGGCGCCAGAUAUAAUGAACCUCACUCAAUGGCCUGUCCUACAUGAAAUUGCGAACAAACUACCAUUGAGUUGCAUAUCUUGGAAUACUUCGACGUAUAUGCUAUCUUCGCAACUUUUAGCGGCUGGAAGUGACGAGACUGCUACGCACACGGGGAAGGUUUUCAUAUUCGCGUAUAGCGAAAGUGCUCGAAAGUGUGUAAAAAUUGAGACUAUAAAUGAAAUAACUCAACCAGUAACUGACUUGGCCUUCGCACCUAAUCCUGGUCGUACGUUUCAUAUGUUGGCAGUAGCUAGCAAGGAUCUGUAUAUUGUGAACAUGCGAGGCGUCACCGAUGCAUCUGCAAAUACCAAACUUGAUAUACAAACUGUAAAGUUUAGCGAUCACAACUGCCCAGUUUGGAGAGUUUGCUGGAACAUGUUGGCAACGAUGUUAAUAUCAACUGGCGAUGAUGGAUGUGUACGCAUUUGGAGAAAAAAUUAUACAAGAAAUUGGAAAUGCGCUGCAGUAAUAAAAGCGGAGGGAAGCUACCCGUCUUAUGAACCAAGUUUAAACUCGCCAACAAUGACUUCUUCAGCCGCAGCAACUGCGAAAUACUACAAGAAGGGAACAAUUAGCAACCCAAAUCAAGUGCCAUGGCAUUAAGUCCAAUAUAUAAUCAAGCUAUCAAGAUUGAUAGCCGUUCCUAUUUGUGGAGAGGCAUGGGCGGUGCUCUACACCACGUUAUCUCACGGGAGAAAAUAGUUUACCACGGUUAUUUUCAUUUUCAUGUGAAUAUACAGAGUCGCGACGAAUAACUGUUACACAGUGUUUUGGAAAAAUAAAGGGGGAAUUCAUAGAUUUUGCAAGGAAAGUAUUUUAUUGUUAAUUUGGCACAUAUUUUUUUUUUAUUUUAUUAAUUAAUUUUAAAAUUUUAAUCCUUAUUUGCAUUUGCCAGCAGUGUAAACAAUUCGGAAAUAAGUAAAUGAAAGUCUUUUUCAUGUGUAUUGUUUCUUAGACUUUGUUUAAAAAAGACAACAAAAGAGAACUAGUAUAAAGACAAAAUGGAAAAAAUGGAGAAAAUUUGCCUAUGGUUAAGAAGAUAUGGCAAAUAUAUGCAGACGAAGUCUUGCGCUUUUCUCUCCGCUUACCAUUCCGUUUUCCCCUGGUAACCCCAAAUAAAGAUUAAAAGUUAAAAACUAAUUAAUAAAAUUAACAAUGAAAUGCUUUCUUCGCAAAAUCUCCAUAGGACCCUUUAUUUAAUAAAAACUCCUGGGUAACAGUUAUUCGUCGCCACCCUCUACAUAUACACACAUCUUUUUCCAAAAA